Molecule: messenger RNA, 753 nt
Organism: Carassius auratus (goldfish)
Lineage: Eukaryota; Metazoa; Chordata; Actinopteri; Cypriniformes; Cyprinidae
Product: histone-lysine N-methyltransferase SMYD3-like
Exons: 10
Coding region: 1-753 (250 amino acids)
Cellular component (GO): nucleus
Molecular function (GO): protein binding
Source: RefSeq, a predicted model, not a curated record
AUGGCCGGAUCCCCACCGACUCGCCUGGUGGAGAGAAUCUUUUUCAAACUGCUUAGCCAAUCAGAAAGUGACCAAGAGGAGCUGUACUCGAUAGCCGAGCAAGAGUCACAUAAUUGUCUUGCAUACAUGAACGAGGAGAAGAAAGAAGGCCUGAGGCAUCUCAGCACGACGCUACAGGUUUAUCUCAGUGAGGAGAACCACGAUUUGUCUCUGUUUCCGCCUGGCCUGGACCCCAUCAGCCUCCUCGCCAGAGUAACUUGCAACUGUUUCGGCAUCAGUGAUGGAGAGCUGCAGGUCGUGGGGGUGGGGCUUUACCCCAGGAGACUCACUAUAAGCUACACCGACAUCCUCGCGACCAGCAAAGAGAGACGUUCACAAGUCUGGGAGGAGUUGCUGCAAGAGAGCCAGGCUCUUUUGCACAGAUAUGCUGAUGUCAUCCCAGGCAGGAACUUCUAUGUGCUCAGGCUGCUGAAUCUGGCCAUGGAUGCCUGCAUUAGUCUGGAUGACUAUGAAUACAGCAACAGAGCUCUGGAAUCUUACAAAUUUUAUUUUAGUGAUCCUCAUCUGUUCAGAGCGGUGGAGCUGCUGUGGGUGGGGAAGCUUCAGCACUACCUGAGCAGACUGGAGGAGGCUCAGGGGAGCUUCACACAGGCCUAUGACAUCAUGAAGGUGACCCACGGGACGGCUUGCACCCAGACUAAUGAGGUGAGGAGAAAACUGAGCAAGUGCCAGACUGAGCUGGGUCGAGUCUAG